Molecule: messenger RNA, 5227 nt
Organism: Schistocerca cancellata (South American locust)
Lineage: Eukaryota; Metazoa; Arthropoda; Insecta; Orthoptera; Acrididae
Product: vesicular glutamate transporter 2-like
Exons: 11
Coding region: 98-1618 (506 amino acids)
Biological process (GO): transmembrane transport; monoatomic anion transport
Cellular component (GO): plasma membrane
Molecular function (GO): transmembrane transporter activity
Source: RefSeq, a predicted model, not a curated record
CUGCGGCGGCUCCAGGCAGGUCUGCAGGCGGCGGUAGCGGCGGAGGCAGCGGCAGCGGCAGCUCAGGACAGCACGCAUCGCAGCACCUCACACCGAGAUGUCGUCGUACAAAGUGUCGGCCGUAGCUGCCAAGGAGAAGGCCAAAGCAGAAGCCGCCGACGCAGAGGCCGCCGGCGACGUGUGCGCAGACGGCCGCGGCCCCGUGUGGAAGGUGUGGCGGCGGCGGCGCUACGUGGUGGCGCUGCUCGCCUUCCUCGGCUUCUUCAACGUGUACGCGCUGCGCGUCAACCUCAGCGUCGCCAUCGUCGCCAUGACCGCCUACCGCAACGUCACGCUCGACAACGGCACCGUCACCCAGGUGCGCGACUUCGACUGGGACUCUGAGACGCAGGGCGCGGUGCUGAGCUCGUUCUUCCUGGGCUACCUGCUGACGCAGGUGCUGGGCGGCUGGCUGGCGGCGCGCGUCGGCGGCCAGCGCGUCUACUGCAUCGGCAUCGCCACCACGGCGCUGCUCACGCUCGUCACGCCGCCGCUCGCCUCGGCCAGCCUCUACCUGCUCAUCGCCGUCCGCGUCGUCGAGGGGCUCUUCGAGGGCGUGACGUACCCGUGCAUCCACGCGGUGUGGGCGCGCUGGGCGCCGCCGCUGGAGCGCAGCCGCAUGGCGACGCUGGCGUUCUCGGGCAGCUACGUGGGCACCGUCGUCUCCAUGCCCGUCUGCGGGCUGCUCGCCAAGGAGGUCGGCUGGCAGUCCAUCUUCUACGUCUUCGGCGUGGUGGGACUCGUGUGGUGCACGGCGUGGUGGCUGGUGGUGGCCGAGGGUCCGGAGAAGGACCCCAGGAUCUCGCCGGAGGAGCUCAAGUACAUCCAGGACUCGCUGGGCCCCGACAGUGACCACAAGAAAGUCGUGCACCCUUGGGGGAAAUUCCUGACGUCGAUGCCUGUGUGGUCGAUCGUGAUGGCGCAUUUCUGCGAGAACUGGGGUUUCUACACACUGCUGACGCAACUGCCCACGUUCAUGAAAGACGCGAUGCACUUCAACCUGAAGGAGGCGGGUUUCAUGUCGGCGCUGCCGUACCUGGUGAUGGCCAUCAUCCUGCAGUUCUCGGGACACCUCGCCGACUGGCUGAUGCGCCGGCAGAUCCUGUCCACCACCAUGGUGCGCAAGGUGUUCAACUGCGGCGCGUUCGUGGCGCAGACCGUGUUCAUGCUGGCCGCCACCAACGUGCUCACCCCGGUGGGCUCCACCGUCUUCCUCACACUCGCUGUCGGGCUCGGAGCCUUCGCGUGGUCCGGCUUCAGCGUGAACCACCUGGACAUCGCGCCACAGCACGCCAGUGUCCUCAUGGGCCUCUCCAACACGGUGGCCACGCUGCCCGGCAUCGUCAGUCCUAUCAUCACGGGCUACAUCGUCACCGACAAGAGUGUGGAGCGCUGGAAGUACGUGUUCUACAUCGCGAGCGCCAUCUACCUCACGGGCGCCAUCUUCUACGGGCUGUUCGCGUCCGGCGAGCGCCAGCCGUGGGCGCUGGAGUCGCCGGCCCAAGACGAGGAGAGGCCCAAGGAUGACGCCAAGGGCGGCCACGUCAACCCGGCCCUCGAGCUCAACGAGGCCCUCUGAGAGCCGCAGCGGCACGCCACACAAUCCACGCAGCAGGCAGCAGGCGGCCCCAGUCCCAGCUCGCUGCCAGCUGGCUCCAGUAUUACGAUACCAAACUAACGUCCGGCACUUUGCGGCCCUCGUGACGAAGGGUACGUUUGCGUUGGAGCUGUGAUAGAUUAGAACAGCGUCGGAGAGGGCACCGAGCGAAGCGAAGCACGGAUCUCAGCUCCACGACGGAGCUUCGGCAUCAAAGACGGACAGAGCGUCAACAGUGUACAGGGUACUAAUAAAUUAGUUGUACAAAAGUAGCUAUCAGUUGUCAAAAAACUAAAUACAGCACUAAAUACAGUAUAUCUUCAAGUAUUAUUUACAAAUGUUAGUGUGGCACCUUUCGUAACACGACAAAUGUCUCACCUGUAAUCAAUUUCCUGUGAAGUUCUAUGAAGCAAGUCUUGAUGUAUGCCAGCAAUUGCUCGUGUUAUCAGCUGUCGCAGCUCGUAGACUUUAGCCGAAAGCGGAGGAACAAACGCUCUGUCUUUAGCGUAAACCCAUACACAGAAGUUAUUGGGGUUAAAUCAGGUGAUCGUGUUCGCCAGGGUAUUGCUCCACCACGUCCAACCAAAGUCGGCUCAUUCAUACGGAGUUACGUGACAACUUCACGAUGAUAAUGUGGUAACCGCGCGGGAUUAGCCGAGCGGUCUAGGGCGCUGCAGUCAUGGACUGUGCGGCUGGUCCCGGUGGAGGUUCGAGUCCUCCCUCUGGCAUGGGUGUGUGUGUUUGUCCUUAGGAUAAUUUAGGUUAAGUAGUGUCUAAGCUUAGGGACUGAUGACCUUAGCAGUUAAGUCUCGUAAGAUUUCACACACAUUUGAACAUUUGAUAAUGUGGUGGCGCGCCAUCUUGCCCGAAAAUAAAUUCUUUGUCCAUAUUUUAUUGUAAUUGAGGAAUUAAAUAAUAUUCAAGCACGCCCAGGUACGAACCUGUUCAAUUGCUGCGUCAGAAACUCCUGGCCGAACCUUACCCAGCGUCCUAUAUGAUGCACAUCCAAAUUCGGUGAAACAGUCGGACAAUUAAUAACAGUUUGCCUUUGAGUUGGUGACUUGCAGUAUUUAGACCUGAACUAUCUCUGAACGGUAGUAGCGGAUUUGGAUUCAUGUAACCGUAAAAAACACUGCGGACGUCCUGCACUGUUAUACGGCUCCGUGAUGACUGUUGAAAUGACUCAUUCAAGUGUAUCACCUAGUGGAAACGUCGGAAACUAACAGUGUUAGACGGGAAUAAAACUUGAAGAUACACUACAUUAAGUGCUGUAUCAAACAUAUCUCCAAGUUAUUUACCCUUCUCACAAUUAAAGGUUACUUUUGUAUAACCAAUUUACAAAUAUCCUGUAUUUAUUCUGGGUUUAGGAGCGGAGACAAGAUAUUCACAAUUUAUCACGUAAGCUUUUCCAUUUAUUUUGCACUGAAGGUACUAAAAAUUAAGCUAAACGAUGUGCGGUUAACAAUAUUUUACACUAGGAAACCACACUGCAUAAACACAAAUACAUAAUAAUUUCAAAAAAGUACUUGUGUUGCUGAAUUUCAACUUUUUCAUGGAUUUGCCUACUGCUCAACCUUUUAUCUGCUUGGCCUUUUUCUUUUCAUAUUGGAGUCGUAACUGCUGCGAAAAUCGUAAGAGACUAACUACAGUUUAUGGAAAUGUUGUCUAAACUGGAAUUGACAGUUUGUCGAUGAUUUCAGAAAAAUGAUGUUUAUAGAUUAUUCAAACGACUUAGGAACUGCAGUGCGGAUAUGAAUUCAAAUUAUUUGCACUGCCCAAUCUGGCUCUUUAUUCAAAAACUACAGAGACAAUGUCCUAAUCUGUUACAAAGACUGGUGCUAAUUAUAAAUUCAUAAAUAUUACUGUAACUAACGGAAGACAUCAGCUAGAUGCUGAGAAAGAAUAUUUCAACAUUUAGUUAUCACGAUCAAGCAGGUGUGGUGAAUAUGCCUUUUAUAUAACGUGUUCUGUACGGAGAAUAUUAGACAGAGAAUAUUAGCCACAAAACUAUAAAAUCAGGUAGAAAUACGCGAAGAUGUUGUUGCAUGUAUUUGCUUAUUGUACAAUUUAAUAAAUGUUAGAGAAAAAAAUUGAAUACAAAUUGACAGUCAAUAAAUGUGUCAUCCAGUGGAGCUUCCACCGGAAGACUAAAUUAAUGAGCCGCAAAUAUUCACAGUCUCUUCAAAUGCUAACUUUGUCGUAAUUCAAUGCUUCUUAUUCCACUUAUAACUAUAAAACAAACUUUCCUACUUGCAUCUUCUUUUCAGUUUAGCAGUCAUUUCAUUUCAAAAUUGGUCGAAAACGGAUCUAAUUACGACUCUUUUGUCUUUAUGAUCUGGCAGUGGAGGCCUGGAAGUAUUUCAUCGAUAAAACCUCCAACACGUUUCCUCGGUAACAGCGAAGAAAUCUCAAGCAGACGUACGGGCGCUCUUAUCGCGGCUCAACUUCUGACCGUGGCUCAGCCGUGGCGCUGCCGUAGGGACGCCGCUUGCGCUUCCCUCCACUCCGCCAGUACCACCGCUCUUCUCUUUUACCGCAGCUCCAACGUAGACGCGCUCCAACAGUUUGCGAGAACGCCUCACUUAUUUUCGCUCAUUCUGCAGGGCGUGAUACACUCUGCGAUGUGGACAACUUUGACGAACUGUCUAAGCAUAUGCUGAACUCGACAUAUGUUGUGCAUGGCGUGAAACAGGGUUAAGGAUGAAUUGUAUGUCAAGGUGACAGCGAAAUGGCAAAAACAUAAGCAAAGUUCCUACAGUACUUUUUGUUUUUCAAGACGAACAGUACCAUUCGAGAAGUGGCAACCGACAAAACAUAAUGCACCGCCUACACACGUUCGAUUUGUGGUUGCUUCCCCAUUUAACUAAUGUGAUUUUGGAAUCCUUGUAGUCAAGAGUACGAGGUACUCGUCAUUCCAAAACAAUACGAGUCUGGUCAGUUAAAGUGUGAAGCUAGGGAAACGAGAAACAGGCAGACUGCGAUAAUAUUUCGUACUGUUGUAUCUUACGAAGGCAGAUAGCGAUAGCAGAAGAUUCAGCGACAUUGUGAGAAUGAAAUUUGGAUUCGUUUUGCUGGUAAACACAGAGUGACAUUCGCUUCAGUCUUCGUGUAUAGAGCACCCCCGUUACUUCCGGAACAGCUACAGCUGGACUGAAAUAACACUGUGACCGACGCUUCAACGUGUCGAGUGGUACAGUCGAUUCCUUAUGUAACGCCACACGUAGUGUCCUGUCCUGAUUUGUUUUCUAAGUACGCGCAGAGCCUUCCUUGUGAAUGUUCCGGGCUAUUGUAGAGUUUUGUGCAGAACACGAUGCUUCAUAAUGAAGUAGUACUGCGACGGUGCAGGGCCACAGACAGCGACUAAAUGUAUGUUUUACGAACAGAAGAUGGGACACGUGUUUUUUUCUGGCGAGUAUUUUUUUAUGUUUGAAUAUUACAGCCUCUUGCAUGUGGAGUUAAAAUUUAAAUACGUUUAAAUUUUUAUUACAUUAAAUUUCUGUAUCGUGAACAUCCCAGACUCGAAAUAUUUAUUGUAUAAUAUAUUUAUAUAUUUACUGUAAUUACUCUCAAUAAAGUUUUCCUGUAUUUAUC